CAACUACAUCCCUUCGGCAAUCAGAGUCGUCGGCUUAUCUGCCGAAUGUGAUAAUCUCCCAGAAAUCAGAUCGGAACCCUGAAAAAAACAUGGUUUCUAGGAAUCUUAAACAUGAAACAUGCAGCCGUCACAUCCUCAGCUCUCACCGAACUCCUCUGCCAAACCGAUGUGCGAGCAUUGGCCAACCGUUACGCUGCUCAGUUGCAUCUCUGCUGCCCUCAGGGUCCCAUCUCCUAUUCCCUUGCCCGGACCGUCCAUGCCCACAUGCUCACAUCUGGGUUCAGAGCCCGUGGUCACAUUCUCAACCGUCUGAUCAAUAUAUACUGCAAAUCUGAGGACCUUGUUUAUGCUCGCCACCUAUUCGACGCAAUUCCCAAGCCAGACAUUGUUGCGCGGACAACCCUGAUAGCCGCCUAUGCUGCUGCAGGGGAUGCAAAACUUGCCCGUGAAAUAUUUGAUGGAACACCACUAAGCAUUCGUGACACUGUUUCCUAUAAUGCCAUGAUCACAGGCUACUCUCAUAAUGGCGAUGGUUAUGGUGCUGUUAAGCUAUUCUGCGACAUGAAGCGAGAGAGUUUGCCACCUGAUGAUUACACAUUUACUAGCGUUCUCAGUGGAUUGGCGCUCAUUGUCAAUGAUGAGAAGCAGUGCCAGCAGUUACAUUGCGAUGUGGUGAAGUUAGGAACACAUUCUGUUGUUUCAGUAUUGAAUGCACUUGUAUCUCUUUAUACGAAGUGUGCACCAUUCUCUUCUUCAUCAAUGGCCUCUGCUAGGAGGCUGUUUGAUGAAAUGCCUAAAAGAGAUGAAUUAUCAUGGACAACAAUAAUUACAGGAUAUGUCAGGAAUGGUGAUCUUAAUUCUGCUCGUCUGCUAUUUGAAUGCAUGACAGCUAAGUUGGAUGUAGUGUGGAAUGCCAUGAUCUCAGGUUAUGUGCACCAUGGGUUCAUUUCUGAUGCACUGGGGUUGUUUAAGAGGAUGCAUUCUUUGGGAAUUCAGCUUGAUGAGUUUACCUACACAAGUGUACUCAGUGCUUGUGCAACUGCAGGAUUGUUCUGCUAUGGCAAGGAGGUUCAUGCAUAUAUUUUGCGCACAGAGGUAAAACCUGCACCCAAUUUUUCAUUGCCUGUGAAUAAUGCAUUGGUCACAUUGUAUGGGAAAAGUGGUAAAGUAGUUGAGGCACGGUGGAUUUUUGAUAAUAUGUUGGAGAGGGAUCUCGUCUCAUGGAAUGCAAUCUUAUCAGGGUAUGUGAAUUCAGGGUGUAUUGAAGAAGCUAAAAGUUUGUUUGAGAUGAUGCAAGAGAGGAACCUUUUGACAUGGACAGUCAUGAUAUCAGGAUUUGCACAGAACGGGCUUGGCGAGGAAGGUCUGAAGCUGUUCAACCGGAUGAGGAUUGAAGGCCUUCAACCUUGUGAUUAUGCAUUUGCAGGCGCAUUCACUGCUAGUGCAGGACUUGGAGCACUGGAGCAUGGCCGCCAGCUUCAUGCUCUGCUCGUUCGCUUUGGAUUUGAUUCAAGCCUAUCAGCUGGGAAUGCACUCAUAACAAUGUAUGCAAGGUGUGGAGUUGUUGAGGCAGCCCAUCAAGCGUUCCUUACAAUGCCUUCUGUGGACUGUGUCUCUUGGAAUGCCAUGAUUGCUGCUCUUGGGCAGCAUGGACACGGUGCAAUGGCACUUGAGCUCUUCAAACGAAUGUUGGAGUGUGACAUACUACCUGAUCGGAUCUCUUUCCUCACUGUUCUCUCUGCUUGUAGCCAUGCUGGUCUAGUUAAAGAAGGUUGUGAGUAUUUUGAGUCUAUGGAGAGCAUAUAUGCCAUCACCCCAGGAGAAGAUCAUUUUGCUCGUCUGAUUGAUUUGUUAUGCCGAGCUGGGAAAUUCUCAGAGGCAAAAAAUGUGAUUGAAAAAAUGCCAUUUGAACCAGGUGCACCCAUCUGGGAGGCACUUCUUGCUGGUUGCCGUGUUCAUGGGAAUAUGGACCUAGGGAUACAAGCUGCAGAACGGCUCUUUGAGCUGAUGCCGAAGCAUGAUGGAACCUAUGUCUUGCUGUCUAAUAUGUAUGCUACCGUGGGUCGUUGGGAUGAUGUGGCUAAGGUGAGGAAAGUGAUGAGAGAUCGAGGAGUGAAGAAGGAGCCUGGUUGUAGCUGGGUUGAGGUUGCAAACAAGGUUCAUGUGUUUUUGGUGGAUGACACAGUGCAUCCAGAGGUGCAAGAGGUGUACAACUAUCUUGAGAAACUAGUACCGGAGAUGAAGAAGUUAGGGUAUAUUCCAGACACAAAAUGUGUGUUGCAUGAUGUGGAGUCUGAGCUGAAAGAGUAUUCCUUAUCUACUCAUAGUGAGAAGCUUGCAGUUGUUUAUGGGCUCUUGAAGCUUCCCCGUGGAGCCACUAUUAGAGUUCUCAAAAACCUAAGGAUUUGCGGUGAUUGCCACAGUGCAUUCAAGUUCAUGUCAAAGGUGGUGGAGAGAGAGAUUGUUGUGAGAGAUGGGAAGAGGUUUCACCAUUUUUGUAAUGGUGAAUGUUCAUGUGGCAAUUACUGGUGAUUUGCAUUGUUGAUGAACUUUUGGUACUCAUACAUAUGAUUGCUGAUUUGCUGCCCUUUUAUUGUAUUUCCAUGUUUUGGGAAUAUUCAUGAUUUGGUGAAGUUCAUGAACUU
Telopea speciosissima is the source of this 2645-nucleotide messenger RNA. RefSeq names its product pentatricopeptide repeat-containing protein At1g25360. Gene Ontology annotation, molecular function: protein binding; zinc ion binding; RNA binding. The record is from RefSeq and is a predicted model, not a curated record. Gene Ontology annotation, biological process: RNA modification. NCBI's taxonomy places the organism in Eukaryota, Viridiplantae, Streptophyta, Magnoliopsida, Proteales, Proteaceae. The transcript has a single exon. Bases 112 to 2532 code for a protein of 806 amino acids.